Truncatella angustata is the source of this 444-nucleotide messenger RNA. RefSeq lists its product as uncharacterized. The record is from RefSeq and is a predicted model, not a curated record. The transcript has 4 exons. Bases 1 to 444 code for a protein of 147 amino acids. Lineage: Eukaryota; Fungi; Ascomycota; Sordariomycetes; Amphisphaeriales; Sporocadaceae.
AUGGCUACAAUCAAGGUCACUUCUUCAGCUGAUGAAACUGAGAAAUUUCUCUCCAAGGUGUUUGAGAUUCUCGAUUCCUAUGAUUACGAUCGAUUCCAAGAAGUCUUCUCAGCAGACCUGGAGUUUACAGGAGGCUUGUGGAAAGAUACUGGGCGUGACAACUUUGUAAAAAGCUUGAGGAAGCAAAUGCAAAUUGCACCGCCGAUGAAGACAUGGCAUGUCAGAGAUAAAAAUGAUGUCGCCAGCGAUGGCACGAUAUACAGCUCUGGAAGAUUGACAACAGUAUUUGAGGCGCACCCCGAUUCGCCAAUAACGAUCCCGAUGAUUGGUGUUUUUACAAUGGUGGCAGAUGGUCCAGAGUGUGGGAAAAUCAAAAACAUGGCAAUACAUAAAGAUCGUGUACCAUUCAUACCAUUCAUACAAAAACUACCGGGAAUGGCUUGA